Messenger RNA from Python bivittatus (Burmese python), 1210 nucleotides. Its product is annotated as folate receptor alpha. Gene Ontology annotation, cellular component: external side of plasma membrane. The record is from RefSeq and is a predicted model, not a curated record. Gene Ontology annotation, molecular function: signaling receptor activity. Lineage: Eukaryota; Metazoa; Chordata; Lepidosauria; Squamata; Pythonidae.
GCAGCUUUUCUCUUCCUCUGCCAAGAAGCCUGGAGCCUCUGCUCUCCUCCGGCUCUGGAGCCAACCCUUGGCCUGUGCUGACCCUUCUGGGGGAAAGUGGCCCCACCUGCAACCGCCGAGGCUGAGCUACUAAAGCAGGCAGGAGGGAAGGCACUGCUGGCCAGCAGCCUCCAUGGACAGGAGGUUCUCCUUCUGUCUCUCUCUCUCGCUCUCUGCCUGCAGGGGAAUGUUUGCCAUGGGGGGGCUGCUGCUGCUGAUCCUGGCGAUGGCAGAUGCCCAGGAAUCUCUGCUGAAUGUGUGUAUGGAUGCCAAGCACCAGAAAACCAAGCCAGGUCCAGAGGAUCAGCUGCACAAACAGUGCUACCCCUGGAAAGACAACGCCUGCUGCACACUCAACACAAGUGUAGAGGCCCACCAAGAUACCUCUUAUCUGUACAACUUCGACUGGAACCACUGUGGGGUCAUGUCGGAUAAAUGUAAGAAGCACUUCAUCCAGGACACCUGCCUCUAUGAGUGCUCGCCCAACUUGGGGCCCUGGAUUAGCAAGGUGGAUCAGAGCUGGCGGCAGGAGAGGAUCCUGGAUGUGCCGCUCUGCAAGGAAGACUGUGAGGCCUGGUGGGAGGACUGCCAGGAUGAGAUGACCUGCAAAGAGAACUGGCACAAAGGCUGGGAUUGGUCCACAGGAAGCAAUCGGUGUCCGGUGGGGUCAAUGUGCCAGAAGCUGAAGCGCGUGUUCCCUACUCCAAAAGAUCUGUGUGAGAAGAUCUGGAGCAACUCCUAUAAAUACACCACCUUCUCCCGGGGAAGUGAGCGCUGCAUCCAGAUGUGGUUUGAUCCCGUCAACGGCAACCCCAACGAUGCAGUGGCGAGGUAUUACGCGUUAGCAGGGGAGCCCUCAGUCCCCCGCUCAGCCUCGAUUCUGCUGCUCUUUUCUGCCUUCCUGGGCUUCCUGGAGAUGGCAGGGAUGCUCGGCUCCUGAGACCCUUGGGCAGCAUCAGCUUCGCAAGGGGGGUCCUCCCUCCUCUCCCAGCAUGACAGGAGUCUAGGGGGCUUUGGGGUCCCAGAAGAUACAAGGCUUCUCAUCCAGGUGUGUCUGCAGGUGGUUCUUGUGUUCACCCGUCCUCCUUUGGAUGGGAAGGUGCCAUUGAUUCUCUAAUGCACAAGGAUGCCCCAUAAAGAAGUGCGAGAAUAAAUAUCAAGUCUUCUAGUA